Platichthys flesus (European flounder) is the source of this 1690-nucleotide messenger RNA. RefSeq names its product POU class 2 homeobox 2b (gene pou2f2b). Bases 36 to 1559 code for a protein of 507 amino acids. The transcript is spliced from 14 exons. Gene Ontology annotation, molecular function: RNA polymerase II cis-regulatory region sequence-specific DNA binding; DNA-binding transcription factor activity, RNA polymerase II-specific. Lineage: Eukaryota; Metazoa; Chordata; Actinopteri; Pleuronectiformes; Pleuronectidae. Gene Ontology annotation, biological process: regulation of transcription by RNA polymerase II. The record is from RefSeq and is a predicted model, not a curated record. Gene Ontology annotation, cellular component: nucleus.
GACACACACACACUCGCUCACACACAGACACAGAUAUGACCAAGACAGCAGCCAUAGCAUCUAAGGACUUCUCCAGUAUGUGGUUGCCAGAUAUCAGGAUGUCAAAGCCAGGAGAGGUGGAGAAAUCGGGGGCUGACUCACCAAUGGAGGGCACAGAUUCUGAGCGGAACGGACCUGAAUCAAAUCACCAGUCAAUGAAAGUCAGUCCCUUCCCUCUGUCACCCACCCUGAGCAGCAGCAAGAAUAAGAUGGAGGAGUGUGGUGAGAUGUCCCCGGCCCUUCCUCACUCUCACGGCCCGACCCCCUCACAGACGGCCAUGCAACACACACAGCUCAUGCUGACCGGCUCCCAACUAGCAGGGGACAUCCAGCAGCUGCUGCAGCUCCAGCAGUUGGUGUUGGUUCCCGGCCACUCGCUCCCAUCUCCUGCUCAGUUCCUCCUCCCGCAGGCACAGCAGGGCCAGCAAGGUGGGGACGCCUCCUCCUACAUGAACAGACUCCUAUCGACACCAAAUCUUAUUACGCUACCUCAGCAAAACCAAGGAAGUCUGCUGUCUGCUCAGAACAGAAUGGGACUCCAAGCACAGCGAGAUAAGAACAUGGACGUGAGCGGUGGUGGAGGCGUGACCACGAUGCCCUCUGUGACCCCUCACCCCGAGGAGCCCAGUGACCUGGAGGAGCUGGAACAGUUCGCCCGCACUUUCAAACAGAGACGCAUCAAACUGGGCUUCACACAGGGAGACGUGGGUUUGGCCAUGGGGAAGCUGUACGGCAACGACUUCAGCCAGACGACCAUCUCCCGCUUCGAGGCCCUCAACCUGAGCUUUAAGAACAUGUGCAAGCUGAAGCCGCUGCUGGAGAAGUGGCUCAACGAUGCAGAGACCAUGUCCCUAGACAGCACCCUGCCCAGCCCCAGCUCCCUGUCCUCCUCCUCCAUGGGCUUCGAGGGGAUGCCUGGCCGCCGCAGGAAGAAGAGAACCAGCAUCGAGACGAAUGUACGUGUGGGCCUGGAGCGUGCAUUCAUGACGAACCAGAAGCCUACCUCAGAGGAGAUCCUGAUGAUCGCCGAGCAGCUCACCAUGGAGAAGGAGGUGAUCCGAGUCUGGUUCUGCAACCGCCGGCAGAAAGAGAAGCGCAUCAAUCCCAGCAGUGCCACCCCUCCCCUGCCCAGCCAGCCCCCCACUGCCCCACAAGUGCACAAACAACCCUGCUACAGCCCUCACAUGAUGUCCAGCCAGCUGUCGCAGGCCGUGACCAGUCUGAGCAGCACAACAGUGACCACCAUGCCCUCCAUCUGCCCCCUGACCUCCAGCCUCACCUCCACCCACCCCUCCAUCAGCUCAAGCCACCUCUCUCUCAGCAGCUCACCCUCCCCGGUGACUCCUCCUCCCCGCAGCACGGCCAGCCCAGCCACCCCCAGCCACAGCACACUCAGCCUGAACACAGGCUUAUGGCGUAUGGGUAAAAAGAACGGUGACGUGUCUAACUACAUCACCGAUUUUGCUGCAAACUUGAGCCCUAGCAGCCAGUGGUGGUCAGCUGCCUCUUUCCAGUCUUGAGGCUGCCAGUAAGAUAUUGCUGGGGGCCUCUGGGGGCCAGGGAGGCCUCCCCUCCUCCCUCUUCCUCAACCACCCUGCCUUCCUCCACAUGGGCCAGAACCCCGGCGCUGGACUGCUCAGCGCCGCCAUAG